UGCGAUUAAUUUUGCAGCCAAAAGCAAGAUACAUAUUAUGAGAAAAGUAGCUUACUGUUUCAUACAUCUCUCAAUAGACUUUGAAUGUGCGCUUUUUCAAAGUACUUGCAAGACUUCAAUUUCAGUUUCACUUUGGCAACCGAAUCAGGAAACAAAAAGCAGCACAUAGCCCACGAUCACACGAACCUGUGAAGUUUAAGAUCAUGUAAACACUCGAAGGUGUAAUGAUAUGUGAUAAUGGAAAACCGAAGUGAUGAAAAUGCAGUAAACCACUCGACCACUCUGACAAAUAAACAACGGGGGAAUGAGGUCACAGUUCGACCCGCCACUUUAGACAAUCUAUCAAUUCAUCAGCUGGCAGCCCAUGGUGAGAUUUCACAACUGGAGUUACAUUUAUCCAAAGACAGUUCUCUACUUAACAGUCAAGAUGAGCGAGGUUUCACACCAUUAAUGUGGGCAGCUGCUUUUGGAGAGAUAAUGAUGGUGGAGUUCCUCCUUCAGAAGGGAGCCGAUCCAAAAACACUCGCUAGAGAACGAGAAAGUGCCUUGUCUUUGGCCAGCGCAGGAGGAUUUGCCGAUAUUGUUGAUAUUCUCCUUCAACAUGGUGUCGAUGUUGAUUCCUAUGACUGGAAUGGUGGGACCCCUCUUUUGUACGCAGUUCGCGGGAAUCACACAAAAUGUGUUGAAGCUCUCUUAAGAUGUGGGGCAGAUAUCACGUUUGAGGCAGACUCUGGCUACAGUCCUGUUGCUCUCGCUGUUGCACUGGGCCACAAAAAAGUGCAAAAACUGCUUGAAGAUCAUAUUUUGAAGCUCUUCCGGGAACCAGUUUCAGAAAAAAUGUCUGGAAACACAUGAAGCUGAGGACUGCUCUUACAAUACCUUACAAUUAUCCUGCAUAUUUUAUAGCUUUAUUUUGACAUAGGAGAUGUAAAAGAAAAAUCGGUUUUGUAUUAUUAUUAUACUUUUUUUAAUUAAAAAACCUUUUUACCAA
Messenger RNA from Carassius gibelio (silver crucian carp), 991 nucleotides. Its product is annotated as DNA-binding protein RFXANK. Gene Ontology annotation, cellular component: nucleus. NCBI's taxonomy places the organism in Eukaryota, Metazoa, Chordata, Actinopteri, Cypriniformes, Cyprinidae. The coding region runs from base 238 to 855 and encodes 205 amino acids. The transcript is spliced from 8 exons. Gene Ontology annotation, molecular function: protein binding. Gene Ontology annotation, biological process: regulation of transcription by RNA polymerase II. The record is from RefSeq and is a predicted model, not a curated record.